Molecule: messenger RNA, 3694 nt
Organism: Oncorhynchus masou masou (cherry salmon)
Lineage: Eukaryota; Metazoa; Chordata; Actinopteri; Salmoniformes; Salmonidae
Product: protein Wnt-2b-A-like
Exons: 5
Coding region: 501-1670 (389 amino acids)
Biological process (GO): canonical Wnt signaling pathway; multicellular organism development; neuron differentiation
Cellular component (GO): extracellular region
Molecular function (GO): frizzled binding; cytokine activity
Source: RefSeq, a predicted model, not a curated record
GACCGCGGCGUCGCUAUCUGUCUCAUCCUCGGACAGAUGAGUGACUGACUUUACCUGCCAGGGACAAACAGUGGUUUCAGUGCCAUUUUUUUCACAGUCUGUGAUACCCGUGUUUGGGUUUGCAACAUCUUCAGCUUCACCUGUUAUUCACGUCGAAUGUCAAACAAAUAGCCUGGGCUACAAAAACAAUACGCAACAACGAGGGAAAGUUAUCGUUGGCAACCCGAACUUCUGGCUGGACAUUUGACAGUUUCUCAGAAGAUUUGUCUUAAUUCGAUUUACUUUUACCAGACUGACUUUUGAUGAGUACUGCCUCGUCUCGAAUAAAUCAGAGACAAACAAUGGCAUUGAUGAACUGUCAAGAUAUCAAAUUAGCCUUUUGAAACAAGAUGGAUAGAAUUGUUCAACUUCUAUAGAUAGGCAGGUUUUCCCCCAAUUAUGAACAGCAAACCAUCGCCAAGGACUUGUAUUCUUCAUUUUAUAUUGUAUGCCUUCUGUUCAUGAAAAUAGAAAUGUUUUGUUUCUUCAAACCCCGAGGAUAUUCCAGGACCAGGACUGGGUCCAGAAAUGGGACAAUAUCCCGACACUCCUCCAACUCAACCUCAAGGCUAUACUUUACCUUUAUUCUGCUGCUUCUCAUCUUCACGCCUAGAGUGGAUUCUUCCUGGUGGUACAUUGGAGCCCUGGGUGCACGGGUGAUCUGUGACAACAUUCCAGGCCUGGUGAACAAGCAGCGCCAGCUGUGCCAGCGCCACCCGGACCUCAUGCAGUCUAUUGGGGAGGGUGCCAAGGAGUGGAUCCGCGAGUGCCAGCACCAGUUCCGCCACCAUCGCUGGAACUGCAGCACGCUGGACCGAGACCACACCGUCUUUGGCAGGGUCAUGCUGCGCAGUAGCCGGGAGGCAGCAUUUGUGUACGCCAUCUCCUCGGCAGGCGUGGUCUAUGCAAUUACUAGGGCCUGCAGCCAGGGGGACCUCAAGAUCUGCAGCUGCGACGCCCAAAAGCGGGGCCAGGCUAGUGACGACAGGGGCGAAUUUGACUGGGGCGGCUGCAGCGACAACAUCAACUAUGGCAUCAAGUUCACCAAGACCUUUGUUGAUGCCAGAGAAAAGAUGGUGAAGGAUGCUCGGGCACUGAUGAAUCUACACAACAACCGCUGUGGACGAAUGGCAGUGAAGCGCUUUAUGAAACUGGAGUGCAAGUGUCAUGGCGUCAGCGGCUCCUGUGCCCUCAGAACCUGCUGGCUGGCCAUGUCGGACUUCCGGAGGACCGGGGACUACCUCCGCAAGAAGUACAACACGGCCAUCGAGGUGACCAUGAACCAGGAUGGCACCGGGUUCAUGGUGGCUGACAAGGACUUCAAGGGAACCACCAAGAAUGAGCUGGUGUAUGUAGAAAAGUCCCCUGACUACUGCCUCAUGGACAGAGCAGCAGGCUCCCUGGGAACGGCAGGGAGAGUCUGCAACAAGUCUUCUAGAGGCACAGACAGCUGCGAGGUCAUGUGUUGCGGACGGGGCUACGACACAAUGCGCGCCAAGCGAGUCACCAAGUGCGAGUGCAAGUUCAAGUGGUGUUGCGCCGUGGAGUGUAAGGACUGUGAGAACACUGUGGACGUUCACACCUGUAAGCCCCACAGGCGACCCGAUUGGCUGGACCAAACCAGACGCUGAGGCCCAUUCUUUAAAAGGACGUAGUAGUGGUCAACUGCAUUGUGGGAUAUGUAUUUCCUACUCCUGACUCCUUACGCACUCCUUUCGGACCUCCAUUACCUCUGACAUCCCCUUCUGAAGUGACAUCCUAAAGAACCUUUCCCAAGGCGCCGUAUCCCAACUUGGUUUGGAUGGUGCAGUGCUGUAUGGGACUGUUCGGUGGGAAGGCUUUCUAAGAGAAUGUUUGGGCUGGGAGAGGGGAUAGUUCCUAUUUAUGUUUUUGUUUGUUUGAGUUGAUUGUGUGCUGCUUCCAAGGUGCUGAGGACACUAUUUUUCUACAGACAUUCAUUCACACAGUAUCUGUUGUGGAAAUGCAGAACAGGACAUUGUACUGUGAGCACACCAGAGAUUGAGUUAGGAUUGUUGGCUGGUGUAUGUGUUGUUGUUUUUUUGCUUUGUUUGCUAUGUUAUCUCUAAAUCUGUGAUCACUUUGUUCAGUGUUUCAUUGGCCUUACAAUAGAAAGAGAUGAAGAACUGAAAUUGUACUCUGCUUGAUAUAAUGGAAAGACUGCAUGUAUUCAGUUGUUAGGAGUAAAAAAUUAUAUUUAAAACAGGAGGACUUGCCCUCAUGCCUUACCCUACUGGUAAAGUGCAUUGGGAUGGAUGUACAGCAGAAAGUCUAACGAUCAACGUUUACCGCGGGCCAGAAAGCUGCUCUAUAGACACUAAUGUAAAGUACCAGUCAAAACAUUUAGACACACCUACUCAUUCAAUGGUUUUUCUUUAUUUGGACAAUUUUCUACAUUGUAGAAUAAUAGUGAAGACAUCAAAACUAUUAAAUAACACAUAUGGAAUCAUGUAGUAACCAAAAAGGUUUUAAACAAAUCUAAAUAUAUUUUAUAUUUGAGUUACCACCUUUUGCCUUGAUGAUAGCUUUGCACACUCUUGCCAUUCUCUCAACCAGCUUCACCUGGAAUGCUUUUCCAACAGUCUUGAAGGAGUUCCCACAUAUGCUGAGCACUUGUUGUCUGCUUUUCCUUCACUCUGCGGUUCAACUCAUCCCAAACCAUCUCAAUUGGGUUGAGGUCUGGUGAUUGUGGAGGCCAGGUCAUCUGAUGCAGCAGCUCCAUCACUCUCCACCUAAUGGUCAAAUAUCCCUUACACAGCCUGGAGGUGUGUUGGGUCACUGUCCUGUUGAAAAACAAAUGAUAGUCCCGCUAAACGCAAAUCAGAUAGAAUGGCGUAUCACUGCAGAAUGAUGUGGUAGCCAUGCUGGUUAAGUGUGCCUUCAAUUCUAAAUGAAUCACAGACAGCAUCACCAGUAAAGCACCCCCACACCUCCUUCUCCAUGAUUCAUGGUGGGAACCAUACAUGCAGCGAUAAUCCGUUCACCUACUCUGCGUCUCACAAAGACACGGCGAAUGGAACCAAAAAUCUCAAAUUUGGACUCAUCAGACCAAAGGACAGAUUUCCACCGGUCUAAUUGCUCGUGUUUCUUGGCCCAAGCAAGUCUCAUCUUAUCAUUGGUGUCCUUUAGUAGUGGUUUCUUUUCAGCAAUUCGACUAUGAAGGCCUGAUUCACACAGUCUCCUCUGAACAGUUGAUGUUCACAUGUGUCUGUUACUUGAACUCUGUGAAGCAUUUAUUUGGGCUGCAAUUUCUGAAGCUGGUAACGCCAAUGAACUUAUCAUCUGCAGCAGAGGUAACUCUGGGUCUUCCUUUCCUGUGGUGGUCCUCGUGAGAGCCAGUUUCAUCAUAGCGCUUGAUGGUCUUUGCAACUGCACGGAUUGACUGACCUUCAUGUCUUAAACUCAUGGACUCUUUGAUUAUUUGAACUGUUCUUGCCAUAAUAUGGACUUGGUCUUUUACCAAAUUGGGCUAUCUUCUGUAUACCACCUCUACCUUGUCACAACACAACUGAUUGGCUCAAACGCAUUAAGGAGAGAAAUUCCACAAAUUAACAUUUAACAAGGCACACCUGUUAAUUGAACUGCAUUCCAGGUGACUACCUCUUCAAGCUAGUUGAGAGAAUGCCAAGAGUGUGCA